This is a messenger RNA of Trichomycterus rosablanca, 4619 nucleotides long. It is a transcript of the gene nexmifb, whose product is annotated as neurite extension and migration factor b. Gene Ontology annotation, cellular component: nucleus. The transcript has 3 exons. Gene Ontology annotation, biological process: negative regulation of cell adhesion mediated by integrin; negative regulation of cell-cell adhesion mediated by cadherin; negative regulation of neuron migration. The coding region runs from base 712 to 4407 and encodes 1231 amino acids. Lineage: Eukaryota; Metazoa; Chordata; Actinopteri; Siluriformes; Trichomycteridae. The record is from RefSeq and is a predicted model, not a curated record.
UGGAACCGUUGCGCGAGCGAGGACGCUUUCUGUGAAGGCGGAUUAAAGACGCGGAGCUGCUCGUCCUCGCACCGCUGUUCCUCUGGCAUGGAGCGCUGAUCCUCAGGGGAGAAGGUUCGGACUGGUUCGGUGUCGGGGUGUCGGUCUCGGGGUAUCGUUGUCGGUCGGGGUCUUCAUCAGUGGGAGGCGCGUGCACCUGCUCGGAACGGAGGCCCGCGCUCCCGGUGUGAGAGGGAAGAAAAAACAGAAGAAGCAGAAGCAUGGAGGAGUGGAGGAGCUGAAGCAGAAGCAGAUUUGUAUUCCAGCGGGCCCCGGGUUUGGGUUUAUCCGAGGAACAGCGACAUCCGAGCGGCACAGAGAUGGGACAGUGGAGAUGAUGCUGUAAAUGAAACGUCGUCUACAGACUUUUUGUGCAGACCACACCGGACUGAGCUGGAUCACUUUAGCUGAAGCUGUAUAUAUCUGAAGCUAUAUGGUGCUGCAGAUGCCGUCUAUACGUCGUCCUCAUCUGCUGUAUAAAGAGGUCGUUCGGAUGGUCAGGGCGUGGCCUUGGUGUUAAGCGACUCCUGCCUUCAGAGCUCACCUUCACCACAGACUUUACCCGAGGCCCCUGCCAAUGAAUUUUUCAGCUGUUCCAUAGCUCUUACAUUUUGUGUCACCGAGGAUGUGAGUGCCUGGUCCCGGGAGGACACUAACAAGCCAGCUUUCACCAUGAUGGAACCAGUGGGUAUCUCUGGGAUAACUGAGGACUACUUGAUUCAGCCGAGCCGCACUCUCCUGGGCUGCAUCAUUGAGACCAAAGGUGCGCCGAACACCGAGCCGGGUGUCAACCUAAAAAUGGCUGACGUGGACAGAGAGUUUGACGCUUGCUCCAUGUCCAACAUUAGUAUGCAGUGCAUGGGCAUCAGCGAGACAGGUAAUUAUGGAGAGCAGCUCCUGCCUGACCAGCUUCUGAGCUUUGCCAUGCCAAAGCCUCAGACCGAGGAGAAAAGGGAUGCAGAAAAAACAGAAGACGACCCGGAUCAGACCUCCAAAAAUAUGUACGAAGGCCUUCUGGACAAGUGCAACGGAGAGGACAGUCUGCUCACCAGUUCGAAUCAGGACUGGGGUUAUAUCGAGUCUUUCAUUAGCGAAAGCAAAAUGGAGCUGCUGGACCUCUGUUCGAAAAACGAGCUCUCUGUGAACCUCUUCUCGGAGGAGGACGUCGACAACUACAUGUUCGAUGAUGACGAUGAGGAUUCCACCCUCAGUAGCGAUAUGUGCUCGCUCAAGAUCAGGUACGAGUCCUUCCAGGACAACAUGAGGGAAAAGACGAAUGUCCUUCACGAGGAAACACAGUUAAACUUUUUUCCCAGCGUCCUCGUGAACGAUUCAAAAACGGAAGAAAACGUGGUUAAGAGCGAGGACGGAGUUUUAGAUAAAGCUGAAGACUUAGCACUAGAAAGUGAUAGUAAAGAAGAAGACGACGGCUUUUUAGAGCGCACGUCUAGCCCGAAAGUGAACUACUUCAUCGAUUCCAGCAACUCGGCCGACGACUCGGGGGAGUUCGGUGUCGACAGCUCCAGCUCCCGGUCCUCCUUUGAGAGUUUUCAUGAGAGCAAUCAUAAGAACUCAUUUUCUCGAAAGAAUAUCUGCUCCUCGAGCCCUCUAAACUACGCAUUACGGGAAAAGAGAAAAGUCCGCUACAGCGACGACUACCUGUAUGACGUCGACUCGAUUGAAAAUGAAAAGAAUCAGGAAAAGCGCGAGCAGCCACCUUCCGGUCCGAGAGAGGAGCAGGACGACGACUGGUGCCCUAAAAAGAGAAAAAAAUCCUCCCGCAAAGAGCCGCCUAUGAUCAUCAAAUACAUCAUUAUCAACAAGUUCAAAGGGGAGAAACACACUUGUGUGAAGCUGGGUAAAAUUGAUCCAGAAAUCACCACGGUAAGCCUAAACAAGGACGCGAUUACCGAAUAUGAAAAAUUGGCUCCUUUAAAGGAUUUUUGGCAGCAGAAGCAAGAGGAGCAGCUCAGGCUGGCUGCCGAAGAUAAACACAAUUUCCAACACGACCGCCAUCGACUGCUUAGUUCCAGACCUACGAGUAGGAAACACAAGCUUGCAAACAAACUACGGAUUCAGAGGAUUCAAACUGUGCAGCGAACAGACCUCAAGCAGGAAUCCUGUCCUUCUGAUCCCGUGCAGGAUCCCGGAUCUGAAGGAAACACGACCGCCACAGCAGCAUCGUUAACAACAUCGGCUACUGCCUGUGCUAGUACAUUAGACCCAAAUGGUAUCGCACACACUGUUACCCCCAAGAGCCGAUCAGAGGAGAUGGAGGAAGGGCAAAGAGAAAAUAAAAUACUCAGAAUGAGGAAGGCCAAAAGCGAAGCCGGGCUAAGGAGCGAAAAAAUGAGAGACGUGGAGCCGGGCACUGACAGCGUGACGGAGCAGACUGAUGCCUCUGAUGGGGAAAAAAAUAAAGACAUGGCAGCGGGCGGCGAAGAAACAGAAAUCAACUCGGAUGCACACAGCCCUCUAAGUCAUACAGCCUCUGAGGGCAAUGAAAAAUACGCCUACAUGCCUACUCCCUGCCCCUCUAACGAAGCCACGUCAUCAGAUGUUGACACGAGUAUGCCAGUUAUCCCCGGAGGUUACCUUCAGACAUUGCUAGACGCCUCCGAUUCCUUGAGCGGCUCGGGCAUCUCGCUUUUAUCUCAGCAGACAUCCAGGCAACAAUCGAUGGGUCUUUCCUUGGAGGAUCAGGACUUUGCGUCUCUUCAGAUAGCUCAGAGUUGCGUACUCUCCCCGCCGUCUGAAUCAGAGCUCCAACAGUCGCCCCACAACUGCCCGAGUCUUACCCAGAUGUGGCAUUCCCAGCUUGGUUCUAAUCAGCAGUUUGCUACUGAUUUACCUGAGCAAACUAUCCUGCCGAGUAACUUCUCAAACGCCCUGCCCAUGCCAAUGUCAGAGAAUCUGCCAGUUCCAGAGUACACUCAGCUGAGUCUCGACGGAAACAGAAUGCUUUAUGAAAAGAAUUACCUCCCCGAGCGGGCGUCGCCAGCCGAAGCGGAGUUUCAAACGUGUCAAGUUCCACGCAUAGAGAACCAGCUUCAGUUUCAAAGAGGAGCUCUGCACGACGACAACGGAAGGCUUAUCAGCUUCGACCUGGUCGGCUCGCUGUCAGCGACUCCCAGCAAUUACCAAUCGCUAAGUCUCAAGUCCCGCAACAAGGACGGAGACGAAGGCGACGUGAAUGAGAACUUUCUAUCUCACUGCAGUCCGAAACUGGUGACUCAGCAGAGUACCGAGGCGGUCACCCCACUGAGGGAGUCCACAGACUUGCUGGAUAUCUCCAACUUCACCCCGGAUAAAUUCAGACACGCGUCGCUGUCUGCAGAGCUCUCGCCCCCCGAGACGCCCAACCUGUCCCCGCAGGUCACCGGACGAGAGAUGAAGACGGAUGAAAAGCCGCAGGUCCUUCAGAGCGGUCCCGAGGUCACCCCGGAGGGUGGACCGGAAAUGAAAUGGUACUGCGAUGUGAUGGAACAGCAGGACAAUUUAGGCGGAUUUGCAGUCGAUAAUCGACAGUAUCAGUUGCACAAUUUUACUAACGACAACCAGCUGGAGAAGGAUGUGAACAAAUCAGAGUUUGAGCCAGCUGUGAACAUCAUCAACAGAGAUGCAAAAGUCUCAAAGUCGAAAAGAAAGAACGGCGCCAAGCAAGCUGCAGGACAGACUCAGAGAAAAAGCAAAGCAACUAAACCAAAAGCUUCAAAGGGAGACAAGGUCAAAGCCCCGCGACAGAACUCCCGGGCAUCCAAGAAACUAAAAGCCUUACUAGAUGAAAAGAGCGGUAAAGCACAGAUUGGUGACUCAGCGCAGCUGACUAAUAGCAGUUCCGAGGACUGGCCAGGAAUGGGCUUCUCCGAAAACAACAGCCAGACUGACUAUCAACAAGAGUUCGAAGAGCCGUCGAAUAUCCUGUCUAACAUCGUGUCAGGAAUGGCGGAGGUCCAGCGCUUUAUGAUGGCCUCGAUCGAGCCCACGUGGGGCCCCGCGGCGAACAUCUCUUUACCUUCCGAAUCGAACAGUCUCAGCUUAAAGACUCUUAAAAUAUUAGCAGGGACCGCGUCCGACCCCAAGAAGAAAGGGGCGUCGUCCGCCGGGGGAACCAAGGCCAGGAAAGGUGGAGGGCAGGGGGGCAAAAAUCAAGCCAAAUUCAAUCCUCUUUUCCCUCAGUUGCCGCUCGGUUGUAACAUGUUCGAGAAGUCCGGCCUCGGCGUCCCCGGGAUGAACGGCCCGGCGCACAAGAAGAUGUACCGCCACAAAACCAGUGCGAAAUUCCCUCGGAUCGAGAACUUUAAGGGCAAGCAGACGGAGAACCAGAGUGACAUAGAGCUGAUGGCCUCGUUUGAAAAACUGAGGUAAUAUUUCGUAACUUGCUGCUGAUGCACGUCCCUCACCUUCCCCCUCACUUCCUGCUCAGCCCCGAAUCUUUGACGCACCUGCACACUGACUCAAAGCCAGAGAUGCAUGGAAGUUCCCCCUUGCCCCACGUUACCUUAUUUUUUGCCCCCCGCCGCCCCCUCAGAAGAAGAUACGUAGAUAUCUUGCAUGGCGAAACUCCUCGUGCUACCUAU